AUGCCAGCAGCCGACUUUGACGCCGCCGCGUUCGGCGAGACCCACAUCACCAAGGGCAUCGGCCGUCUCUCGAAGCACGUCUUCGAAGAUGGUAAGGGCAGCUGGAUCACCACGGACAAAGGUGUCAAGCUGCUCGAUAUGACUGCCGGUAUCGGUGUGUGCAACUUGGGCCACUGCCACCCCAAGGUCACCGCCGCCGCAGCCAAACAAUGUGGCAAGAUCACCCACGCCCAAGUCAACAUUGGCUUUUCAGCACCGCAGAUCGAGCUCAUCAAGAACCUCUUGCCCAUCUUGCCGCAUCCCUCGCUCGACACGCUCUUCUUCUGGAAUUCGGGCGCCGAGGCAGUCGAGGCAGCCGUCAAGCUCGCACGUGCUGCCACCAAGAAGCAGAACAUCAUCGUCAUGCAGGGAUCCUACCACGGCCGAACAGCUGCGACCGCUGCGCUGACUCGAUCCAAGACCAUCUACGGCGAAGGCCACGGUCCUCUGAUGCCGGGUGUGUUUGCCACCUCGUUCCCCUUCUACGCUCACUUUGGCCUGCCUGUCGAUACCGACGUGGAGGAGCUGGUGCGUCAGUCGUUGCACCAGGUGAGGCUGACGCUUCAGCAGCAGACGGCUCCUUCGGAUACCGCGGCGAUCUUGAUUGAGCCGGUCAUCGGUGAGGGUGGAUACGUGCCUGCGCCGGCUUCGUUCCUACAUGGCUUGAGGCAGAUCUGCGACGAGAACAACCUGCUGCUCAUCUGCGACGAGGUCCAGUCUGGAUUCGGUCGAACGGGAACCAUGUUUGCCGUGGAGGAGUCGGGCGUGCGUCCUGAUGUGCUCAUCUUCGCCAAAGGAAUCGCCAACGGCUUCCCUCUCUCGGGCAUUGCAUCGACCAACGAACUCAUGUCGCGGCAGAAACCUGGCUCUAUGGGUGGCACCUACGCCGGCAACGCCGUCGCGUGCGCUGCUGCAUCGGCGGUGAUCCAGGCGUUCAAGGACGAACACGUGCUCGACAAUGUCGCCAAGCGAUCCGAGCAGCUGGUGUCGUUCCUGCACUCGCUGCAGAAGGAGUCGAGGUACGGACAUCUGAUCGAAGACGUUCGUGGCCGCGGACUCAUGAUCGGAGUCCAGUUCGCCAACACGCCCACCACCGCCGACAGCGACAAUGCGGCAGCGGCGACGGUCAAGAAGCCAGAGCAGAUCGCUCCGAAGGUCGUGGCAGAGUGUCUGAAGCGCGAUAUGCUGCUGCUCAGCACAUCUGUGUUUGAUGUUCUAAGGUUCAUCCCUGCGUUGAACAUCAGCGAGGACGAGUUGGCACAGGCUUGUGGCAUUUUCAAGGAGAGCUUUGAGGCUGCGGCUAAGGAGCUUGGUCAUUGA
Molecule: messenger RNA, 1359 nt
Organism: Pseudozyma hubeiensis SY62
Lineage: Eukaryota; Fungi; Basidiomycota; Ustilaginomycetes; Ustilaginales; Ustilaginaceae
Exons: 1
Coding region: 1-1359 (452 amino acids)
Molecular function (GO): identical protein binding; pyridoxal phosphate binding; transaminase activity
Source: RefSeq, a predicted model, not a curated record